Penicillium lagena is the source of this 246-nucleotide messenger RNA. RefSeq lists its product as uncharacterized. Bases 1 to 246 code for a protein of 81 amino acids. NCBI's taxonomy places the organism in Eukaryota, Fungi, Ascomycota, Eurotiomycetes, Eurotiales, Aspergillaceae. The transcript has a single exon. The record is from RefSeq and is a predicted model, not a curated record.
AUGCGCAUCCCUCCUGACCCUCAAUCGAGCGAUUUGCAAGGCACCCGAACAUCCCUAACUGCUGACGAGUUCCUCGUCGUCGCCCGAUCCGGGGCUAGCGGGCGCGGGCUGAGCGGGUUGAUCAUGCGAGUGGCCGUCUCUAGGUCAUUUCUGAUUCGCACGCUGACGUCGUGGCGCCCUCGCGAUGUCUCGCAUAUCACCCGACUCCUAUCAGCGCCCGAGGAGGGAGGGAACCGCCGAUGGUGA